AUUCAUACAACACGGCACCUCUUUCCACCUCACUAUUCGACAUCACAAUGGUACAUCGAUGCCCCCACAAUCUUCUGUAGCUGGCCGAGUCACAUGACAUCACACGAGCAUCACAUGACCCCAAAUAGCCACACCCACAGUGGUAUUGAUCCGUAUGUGCUGAGUCACCACAUGGAGAAAUUGCAGAUUGACAACAAACUGCGAGGAGUUUGGAUCUCGUCAGGUAGCAAACAGUUCGACGUAUUCUUGUCAUUCUCGAGAGAAGACGAGAGUUUGCCGAGAGGUCCGUUCGGCUGGCCACGCAGGCACAAAUGAGGGUGUUUGUACCUUCAGAUGAUUAUGCCCGGCAAGGUGUUUUCAGAGCAGAUUGCGGAUAUGAUCAAGAGCGGUUGCAGGAAAACGAUCAUUCUUCUUUCUCCCGACUACCUCGAAUCGGAAUGGUGUAGCUACGAGGCGAGAAUGGCUCUUCACGAAUCUCCAGACUGCAAGAAGCACAACCUAAUCCCCAUCGUCUUCCGGUCGUGCCAAGUCCCUCGAUUCCUCGAACACAUCUACUAUCUCGACUACCCCCGCUACCAUAGCAACCGAGACUCCUGUCAGAAAUUCUUCUGGGCCCGCCUCUUUCGGGCCGUGAACCAUGACCCCACCAAAAACGGGCGGUAAUUUUACAACACAUAUACUACUCUCCAUUAGAACCUAAAGCAAUUUGUCGUGUCAACUUUACAUUGUGUUGUGUUUCAUCAUGUUUAAUUAACAUGUUCAUGUUGUUUCAUUGUAGUGAUAUGAGAAUCUGGUGUUUUUAUUAAAAAAAUAAUAAUUGGUGUUAUUUUGAUGUGGCAUAUAUAUUAUUAUAAACACAAAAGUAAAAUACAGUGAAAAAAUUGAUCAUGUGAGUAACAUGUGACAAUCAUGUGUCAGUUGGGAGGGGCUUGAUGUCGUGUGGAUGUCCACACUGAUUGAGGAGGUUGCCAUAGUAAUCGUGUUCCGGGCGUAAACACAGGCCACCGUUUGAAGUUUCGACAAAGGCGGUGACAUCAUUGUUAUUUAUGCCACACCCCUCACUGCCUGGAGAUGCACUCGCAUCAUGUUCUGAUUCCCCCACACAUCCCCAAAACUGGUGGUAGCUUGGCUGUUGCUCGGCAACAACUCGGUUGCCGUGGUCUUCGUUUUGACGCUCCUGCUCCAUUUUCCUAAGCUCCGCCUCUAGAAAUAGGGUGUAUUGUCGCGUUGCUCUAGCAACGCCAGGUUGUGGUAGUAUAAAACAUUCCAACUCCCAAUAUGCCAGUGUUUGGUGGAGUGACCCGUUGAGCGAUGGCUUGUCCCGGUUAUAAUACCGGUUGACCGUUUGGGAUGGUAGUGGGUGGUAAAACUGGUAGUAGUCCCAGGCAAAACGGGUUGUGGUUGGAUUGGAGAGAGGCCGAAUGGGGGUGGCGGAGUCAGCAGUGUUUGGGGGCAGUGUCCCGAUUCCAGUCUGGUGGAAUGUGAAAUGGGAUGAAACUGCUGUGGCGGAGACAUGGGAACAUGGAGAAAGGGUGGGGGAGGGAAGGAAGAAUACCAGUGCUCAUCUGCUAUCAGAAAACUGGUUUUUCCUGUUCUUAGCAGCGGGUUUGCCGACACGCUAUUGUUUUUCUUGCUUGGUGUUGUUUUCUUGGUACUUGGUUGUUUGUUAUUUUUCCUGCACUUUCUUGUAGAUCUUUGAGGCUUUUCUUGAUAUUGAACUGGUUUGCCGGGUAGACCAGAUACGCCACCGGGUGUGGUGGAUAAGCCAGAUACUGCACGGUGUGGUGACCAGUAGUAGUUUUGUUGGUAGCUGUGUGCUUGAAUUGAGGGAACCACUGGCAUGAGGGGGUCCGGGGGGAGGUGGACAAAUUUGAAGUGAAAUCUGGCAGUUCCCUAGGUUGGUGGGCGUGUCAGUGGGUGUGGUCAAUCACUGCCAGUUCUCUUCAGCUCCGUCGGUAGCUGCGGAAUGACAGAGUCCAGACACGUAGGGAUGAGAGACCCCAUGCCCCGCCCGAUUAUCUUAUCUUGGGCGGAGAAAGAGGGCGGGAGGGAGAAGGAAUCCGGGGUCAGUGCGCCCGUCCUGAACACUGAGAAUGAGGAAGUGGAUUGAGAUCUGGAUCGCGAAGGUUUACAGUGGGGAAGAAGAUUCUGGGUCGAAUUUCCAAAUGAUGCACACCGUUUCUUCGUCCCUCCGAUGUCACGGGCAGAAGCGAGGAGGGAGUGAGGUCUGGGGGUGCUUCGUGGGGGGUAUUCUUGAAAUUGAGGGGAUCGCUGGGAACGACGGGGGUCUGGGAAUUUCGAGUGAAAUCUAGCGGCCCCCCUAGGUUGUGUGUGAAGGUGUGUUGAGCCACGUUGGUGUUAACCGAUUGCUUCUUUCUGUUGUAGCCAGCUGUGUGAUCGUUGCUAUAUUCUCUGGUUCCUCCUUCUUCACUUCCAAACUGGUUUUUCCAGUUAUUCUUGGAGCCUGUUGUCUGACAAG
Messenger RNA from Geodia barretti, 2479 nucleotides. NCBI's taxonomy places the organism in Eukaryota, Metazoa, Porifera, Demospongiae, Tetractinellida, Geodiidae. The record is from the annotation of a GenBank genome assembly.